AUGCCAUACCUUGCAGGAAAGGAAAUUACCCAGAAUGGCCUGGGUCUAAGCCGCUUCACCCAGCCCGGCUUCAGUCUAUCGGAUGAAGAAACCUUCAAAGUCCUCAAAGCUGCCAUUAAUGCCGGCGUCAAUGUCUGGAAUGGUGCCGACUUCUAUGGGACCCCAGACAAUAACUCUCUCCAUCUCAUGAAUCGCUAUUUCUCCACUUACCCGGAAGACGCAGACAAAGUUGUGCUGUGUAUUAAGAGUGGAAUAAAGGAUAUGAGAACAUUUGCUCUGGAUUGUUCCCCCGAAGCUCUUCGCGCUUCUCUUGACAAUGCUCUCAAAAUCCUCGAUGGCAAGAAGAAGAUUGAUAUCUUUGGAUGCGCAAGAACAGACCCUGCCGUUCCGGUGGAAGAAAGCAUCAAAGUAUUGGCUGAGAUGAAGGCAGAAGGCAAGAUUGGAGGGAUUCAAUUGAGUGAGGUGCGGGUUGAAACGAUUCGUCGAGCCGCAGCUAUCGCACAAAUCGACAUGGUCGAGGCCGAAAUCAGUCUAUGGGCCACUGAUGUCUUUGAGAAUGGGGUGGCCGCUAUCUGUGGCGAACUGGGCAUUGUUCUCGUAGCACAUACACCCUUAGGAGCGGGCAUGUUGACUGGACAAUUAAAGAGCUUGGAUGAUGUGCCGAAGAAUGACUAUCAUCGCCACUUUCCUCGUUGGCAACCCGAGAAUUUCGACAAGAACUUGCUACUUGUGGAGGAGUUGAAGAUAUUUGCAAAAGCUAAGGGAUGCACCACCUCUCAGUUGGCUUUGAAUUGGAUCAAGAUUCAGAGCCGGAAGCCGGGUAUGCCUGUUCUUGUCCCUGUGGCUGGUUCAAGAUCCGUACAAAGAAUUUCCGAGAAUACAAAAGACAUCGACCUGACAGAUGAUGAUAUCGCAAAGUUGAGUUCCAUCUUAGACAAGUAUCCCGUGGCGGGCGACAGAUAUCCUCCCAUGGCAAAAGCAUUAGCAGAGUACUAG
Talaromyces marneffei is the source of this 996-nucleotide messenger RNA. RefSeq lists its product as uncharacterized. The transcript is spliced from 2 exons. Lineage: Eukaryota; Fungi; Ascomycota; Eurotiomycetes; Eurotiales; Trichocomaceae. The record is from RefSeq and is a predicted model, not a curated record. Gene Ontology annotation, cellular component: cytoplasm. Bases 1 to 996 code for a protein of 331 amino acids.